AUGAAAGUGAUACGAUUUAGACCGGAUUUUGCAGCCGCUUGGAUGAAUUUAGGCAUCGUCCUGGCUGCGCUUAGGCAAUUUAAUGAAUCCAAGAACUGUUAUGAAAAGUCUUUAUCAUACAGACGUAAUUGCCCGGACUGUUUUUACAAUUUAGGCCUCUUGUACUUAGAGCAAAAGAUGUAUCCAAGGGCGAUGGAAGCAUGGACAGAAACACUCAGACUAGAUAAAAAGCAUCGCAGAGCUUGGAUAAAUACUAUCAGAAUCUUAGAUGACAUGGGAAAACAAGAGAAAGCUUUGAGAGAAGGUGAAAAGGCUAAAAAAAUUCUUCCGGAUGAUGCAACGAUUCGUUUAAAUAUUGCUAAUAUCUUGGGAAAAUUAGAACGAUUUGAAAAAGCUGAAGCUGAAUUUAAACGAGCGGCUGAGUUGGGUCCUACAAAUCCAACAAUUUUUACAAAUCUCGGUGUCCUCUAUCAUCGCUGGCAUAAACUUGAGAAAGCUAAAGAAAUGUAUGCCAAAGCGUUAGAAAUCAAUCCAAAUGCUCAAAGUGCUAAAAAUAAUAUGAAAAAACUAGAAAAUUUGAUACGAAAACAAAAAUUUAAAGGUUUAUAAAAUAAAGUUCAAUAAU
Messenger RNA from Cotesia glomerata, 625 nucleotides. Its product is annotated as protein O-mannosyl-transferase TMTC4-like. NCBI's taxonomy places the organism in Eukaryota, Metazoa, Arthropoda, Insecta, Hymenoptera, Braconidae. Gene Ontology annotation, molecular function: mannosyltransferase activity; protein binding. Bases 1 to 609 code for a protein of 202 amino acids. The record is from RefSeq and is a predicted model, not a curated record. Gene Ontology annotation, biological process: endoplasmic reticulum unfolded protein response; protein O-linked glycosylation via mannose. Gene Ontology annotation, cellular component: endoplasmic reticulum. The transcript has 5 exons.